Messenger RNA from Heterobasidion irregulare TC 32-1, 1281 nucleotides. Its product is annotated as putative 26S proteasome regulatory complex, ATPase RPT4. The transcript has 9 exons. Gene Ontology annotation, molecular function: ATP binding; proteasome-activating activity; ATP hydrolysis activity. Bases 10 to 1209 code for a protein of 399 amino acids. Lineage: Eukaryota; Fungi; Basidiomycota; Agaricomycetes; Russulales; Bondarzewiaceae. Gene Ontology annotation, cellular component: cytosolic proteasome complex; proteasome regulatory particle, base subcomplex. Gene Ontology annotation, biological process: positive regulation of RNA polymerase II transcription preinitiation complex assembly. The record is from RefSeq and is a predicted model, not a curated record.
ACAUCGACCAUGAGCACACAGGCCUCAACAUCGUCGGGCAGCAUGGACGAACGCAGGCUCAAUGCUCUCAAGGCAUAUCGGGAUAAAAUGCGUGCACACGAGACUAGCAGCGAAAGCCUAAAGAACCUCCGUUUCUCGCUCAAAGAUCUCGAAAAAUCCUUUGAGAAGACGGAAGACGACAUCAAGGCAGUACAGUCCGUGGGGCAGAUCAUCGGCGAAGUCAUGAAGCAGCUGGACGACGAGCGAUUCAUCGUGAAAGCAUCCUCAGGACCGCGCUAUGUUGUAUCCUAUCGACCCGCUCUCCCCGCCGCGAAACUUAAACCCAACACACGCGUCAGCCUCGACAUGACCACCCUGACCAUCAUGCGCAUCCUCCCACGAGAAGUCGACCCAUCGGUGUACAAGAUGGCCUUGGAGGACCCAGGAGGAGCGACCUUUGCUGGCAUCGGUGGACUGCAAGAGCAAGUGCGAGAACUGCGAGAGGUCAUCGAACUUCCCCUGUUGAACCCAGAACUCUUCUUGCGCGUCGGUAUCAAGCCUCCAAAGGGCGUUUUGCUCUACGGCCCGCCAGGGACGGGCAAGACCCUGCUGGCGCGCGCGGUGGCCGCGACGAUGAAGACGAAUUUCCUCAAGGUCGUCUCCUCGGCGAUCGUCGACAAGUACAUCGGCGAGUCCGCGCGCGUGAUCCGCGAGAUGUUCGGGUACGCGCGCGAGCACGAGCCCUGCGUCAUCUUCAUGGACGAAAUCGACGCUAUCGGCGGGCGGCGCUUCUCCGAGGGCACGAGCGCGGAUCGUGAGAUCCAGCGGACGCUGAUGGAGCUGCUGAACCAGAUGGACGGCUUCGACUCGCUCGGCCGCACGAAGCUCAUCAUGGCCACCAACCGGCCGGACACCCUCGACCCCGCCCUCCUCCGCCCCGGCCGCCUCGACCGCAAGAUCGAGAUCCCACUACCAAACGAGACCGCGCGUCUCGAGAUCCUCAAGAUCCACGUCGCGCCCGUGAACAAGCACGGCGAGUUUGACUACGAGGCCAUCGUCAAGCUCUCUGACGGGUUCAACGGCGCCGACCUGCGGAACGUGGUCACGGAGGCCGGCAUGUUCGCCAUCCGGGACGAUCGCGAGUUCAUGCAGCAGGACGAUCUCAUGAAGGCCGUGCGGAAGGUCGGCGAGUCGAAGAAACACGAGACCAAGUUGGAGUACUCCGCGUAGAUUUUUUUUCCCUUUGCCGUGCGGCGUUGUAUUGUAGUGGCAUUCCUAAUGGACUUGAUUGGGAACCUCGCG